Molecule: messenger RNA, 2554 nt
Organism: Pecten maximus
Lineage: Eukaryota; Metazoa; Mollusca; Bivalvia; Pectinida; Pectinidae
Exons: 6
Coding region: 1395-2186 (263 amino acids)
Biological process (GO): multicellular organism development; Notch signaling pathway
Cellular component (GO): membrane
Source: RefSeq, a predicted model, not a curated record
GCUAAAUCUCACAAAGUCAUACCUUUCAAUUCUUCGUAACUUUUCAGUGUCUGUACCAGUAUGUUAGAGUCAUUUAUUUAGAUUCACAGUAUGUUCCAUAUGUUCGGACUGAUGCUAUGCUCAAACUGUACUUCUUUAAGUUGGACUUUCUGUACACCUGUUAAAACUCACAUUUCUGUUCAUUUGAAAAUGUUAAAACUGAAAUAUUCGACCCCCACAAUUUUACAAAUCUAUUUAUUCCAUAUGCAUCAGCGUAUAUGAUUAUAAUAUACAUACAUAUUUCAUUUUACACGAUUGCGGAGAACAUAGCUAGCUUAAUUCCAAAUAUAAAUGAAAUACAGCUCAAUGCAUCAUAUGACGCCAUUGUGGAAAAAAAACAAAACAAAGGCAAUGAGUGACGUGCAAAAACAUCGUUUUGGAAAGUAGGGGGAAAUGUUCUCUUGAUUUUUAAGAUAAAGAUAUCAAAGAAACUGUUCGUAUUGUAUCUUGAGUUACUUGAGCUUUUCACAAUCAUCCAACACUUGUAAACAAGUAGACAAAUAAUACACAACCUUAUAAAGAGGACAUAUAUAUCUAGACUUUUAUGUUUCUAUGUUACAUAUCCAUUGUAUUCAUCAGUGAACAGUUCCAGACUGUUAUGAUUUUUACUGUAAUGACAACUAUUAAAUGAUCACAUCUGUGCUUCAUUAAGGUAAUUAACGACAUGUGUAAAAUAUUUUAACUUGAAUGGUUCCCUCACCGCAUAAACUACCUGUACCUCGGUGUGACGGCGAUAUUAGAUAUUGUUUCACGUGAGACAGGCUGCGUUUUGUGAGGUUAGUACCAGCUCUAAGGACAAAGGUCAUCCCCGAACUGACCGGUCCUAGGGAGGUGACGUUUGAUAACAGUGGUAGGUAAAAUGUGGCAUUUAUUGUAAUUGAUUUUUGUCUAUUAACAAACCCUUCAAUAAUCAGUACCCUAACACGUUCCGGUGAUAACGAGAGAAACGACAUACUCCGAAUGUUUCCACUCAUCCUCAUAUCCACAUACCAAAUUAUCAACGUAAAGCGCCUGGUGUAUUUUGUGAACAUCACAUUUCUAUAUAAGAAAAGGUAGGCUUCAGGUAAGAUUAAGAUAACAAAGAGAUCGGAUAGACAACAUCUGGAGAUAGGCCGCCAUUCGAUUCUCCUCGUGUCCUAUCGUAACGGAUAAACGGACAGCGGUCAGAAUCUAUAUUAAUAAACUGACUUACCUAUUCAGUUCAUCUUUUGUACCUACCCGACUGACAAUUUAUUAUCUCUGUUAUUUAAUAAACUCACUAAGACGGAUUUGCUCAGUUUGUUUCAUUAUCGGACCAUUCUCUCACCUGUUUUGAACCUGAGAACAAUCCUGUUGUGUUGUAUUAACACGGGCAGAUGAAGUGGACAAUGACUACUAUUUCAUUUACUGGAUUUCUACUCCUGUGCAACAUCGCGGGUGUCUGCGCAGGAGGGACGGGAAUAAUGAGGUUACUUUCCUAUGAAAACCCCACCCAGAAGCUCGCCAGCGGACAGUGCUGUGAUCAAACUCGUACAACAAACUGUUCCAGGAACCAGUGUGACCCCAAAUUCAUCGUCUGUCUGUACCAGCAGCUGGAUUCCAAGCAAUGUUCCUUGGGAAGAGAAGAGUCCUACGUUUUCAAUGAUACCUCCAUCGUCACCUUCAAUGACACGUUUGGGGAAUCAUCAAACCCGUUACACUUCAACUUUUCAUCUUGGAAGAUGGGUUUCGUUAUAACCGUGGCGGUGGUAGACUUUGAUGCCGAUGGAACCUCUGACACCAUGGACAUAAUGAUUCAGUCCGAGGACGUGGAUUUGGCGGCUGGAGCUGUCCACGACGGUCUGAGCCUCAAAGGGACAAGGGGCAUGUUACAUUUGGAGUUCAGUAUAGAGUGUGAUCCUGGGUACUACGGUGAUUGCUCUAGUCCACCACCACCUCAAGACGAGGAUAAUACCGCGGUCGUGGUCGGGGCAGCAGUUGGAGGAGGCACUGUUCUGUUACUGGUGUUAGUGUCGGCUUGGUACUUCCUCAGGAAAUACAUAAUCAAGAGGAAAACGAACAUUGGUACCGAGAAGAUCCAAUCUACAGACAAAAUGACAGGGGACGCAACUUCUUCACCUCGAGAUGGCACUACUGUUAUGGAAGUGGUGAACGGCAGACCAGACUAGACGAAUGAUCACCAGAACUACGGACAGUGAAUUUCUUAAUAGACUCUGAUAAUAAAACCAUAUGACAAUUUUCUAAUUUUGAUACAAAGUAAGGAUUUCUAAGCGGACGGAAUGUUGAUUGGCUAAGCCAUGUAUACACGUCUGCGGACGGAGUGUUGAUUGCCUAAGCCAUGUAUACACGUCUGCGGACGGAGUGUUGAUUGGCUAAGCCAUGUAUACAUGUCUGAACCGACUAAACAAAUGACUUAUAGGCAUUUUUUCUUGUAGAAUUUGAAUGAGAACGUUUCUUAUUAGCAGACCAUUUAAUUUAACUUUGUGCGAAACAGACAUUUGAUUUAAGUUUGAAAAUAAAGGUUGAUCAAAAUGAU